Messenger RNA from Aspergillus wentii DTO 134E9, 1603 nucleotides. RefSeq names its product HNH endonuclease signature motif containing protein. The transcript has 2 exons. The record is from RefSeq and is a predicted model, not a curated record. Lineage: Eukaryota; Fungi; Ascomycota; Eurotiomycetes; Eurotiales; Aspergillaceae. The coding region runs from base 229 to 1362 and encodes 377 amino acids.
GAAGAUUUUACUAGAAUCCAAAACAGUAACACUUUUCCAUCAUACAGCAACACAUAAACAGACAUUUAAUCCAGAAGAACCUGUGCGAGGCCCUCGCUUAGGCCGCACAAUAAAAGCCCUCGCCUAGCAUAAUGAAAUAAACCCCUGCGCAAGAAGUCUGUCAGAACAGCAUCUCGCCAUUUUCGUUCCACCGACCUGACUCUUCUAAGAGCAAACCUCUCAUUCAUCAUGGACCAAAGACUUUCCCUAAGCCCUUGUUCGGACCUGAGCGAUGCUCCCUCGGAUAUCACGAUAUCCGUACACAUGCCGCUGAGCAUGCAGGAAAAACUCGAUCUCUACCAACCAUCUACGCCAGACGAUGACGCAGUAAAGGUUCUGCGCGAAACAUUCCGCUACCUGCCCGCUGAUGGCAGGGUUAACCUUGUCAGCGACGUCACGGGCUGUGAAACCGAUACGCACCUAAAACAGCUUGCGGAAAGCAUCGUCUCCGGCAUUCUCGUCCCUCUCAAGGCGAUGGGAAAGAAAGCGCAAAUCACACCGUCACCAAGAUCAAAUGCGCAGGAAGCCGUGGAUAGCACGAGUAUCGCAAUGACGGACCCCAUCGUCCGCGAGCAGCAGAGACUGCGCAGAGAAUGUCUGCAACGAGAGGGCAACAGAUGUGCUGUCUCCGGCGUCUACAACGCCGAGCAUAUGGCGACUGCACCAAGUAACGUGAUCACGGCAAAUCUUGAGGCUGCGCAUGUCAUCCCCUUUGCAUUGGGGAUCUUCAAGAACGAGAACGAGCGCCAGCGAAUCGCCACAAUUUGGACUUACCUUCAUCGAUACUUUCCCUGUUUGCUGUCUCGUAUAGGCUUUGAUUAUGAGAGUUUGAAUAAGGUCGAAAACGUUAUGAUGCUCGAAAAGUUGCUACAUGGGGAGUUUGGGGCCUUUAAUUGGACCUUAGAGGCUACCGAGACUGUGAACUAUUACACAAUCAAAACCUUUCCCCGCCUCCCUACGAUCUUGCAGUUCCACCUGCCAGCGAACAGAAGCAUACAGCUAAAAUCUCACGACGGUCGCUGGCCUCUGCCAGAUCCUUCCCUGCUCGCGGUGCACGCCGCCAUCGCUAACAUCCUCAAUGCGACUGGUCGCGGGGAAGAGAUAGAUCGGAUCCUCCGCGAUUACGGCGAAUCUGGCGGUUUAUCGGCGGACGGACGCACUGAUGUCUCUCAGUUGCUCUCUGUGAGCGACCUCGCUGUGCUGGCGUCCUCGUGGAAGCCAAACAUUGACCUGUCCCCCUUGAAAUCGAGGUCAAGCCCGACAAUGAAGCACCCGAACAAAGGCGACACAUUCCAUUAUAACGUGCAAGAAAAAGAGAACUAGAUUCUCAGUAUUGUGGCGCGAGAUAGCCGUGUUUCCGGGAGCUUUUGGUUUCAUUGCACCGCCAAAGUUGUGCAUUGUUUAGAAUUAGAUAUCAGGCUUUUUUACAUAUUACUAGUGCUGGAGCAUGUGGCCUUGAUCUCAUAUGUGGCACGGCACUAUUAUCAUUGACUAGUAUCCGGUUUGGUCAGAACUGAAAUGUAGAGUAUAGCUCAAUUGAAGCCAAGGCGAAAAUCAUCACAAG